GCUCGUCUCUGUGAUCUCAAUCACUUCGCUUUUUGAUCACAGUCUUCUGCGACUUUUUUUUCAAUCGCCGAAAAUCCCUUGGAGUUUACUUACUUGGGUAAAGUUGCCAACACUGUCUUGUUUUCCUCCGGUUUGGAUCACUGCAUCAAGUUUUUCUCCUGAACGAUCAGGAUUAAUUUCCCCCUUAUGUUGGCAGAAAUACCUUGAUUUAUGCUGGAAGAUGACGUGCAACUGUUCUCAUGCAGACGUGUAGCGAAUCCCUCUGAAGGUUCAGGAUGAGAAAAUGGCGCAUUCGUUUACUCCACCAGGACCUAAAAGUUUCCAUAAGUUCACCCGUGAAUCUCUUAAGGCCAUCGAGAGCCGGAUCGCUGAGGAGAAUGCCAGGAAGUCCAAGGACAAGCAGGAGAGAAAUAAAGAUGAUGAAUGCAGACGAAAACCCAACAGCGGCCUGGAGACCGGGAAAAAUCUUCCCUUCAUAUACGGAGACGUUCCCAGAGGACUGGUGUCCACACCACUGGAGGACCUGGACCAGUUCUACAGCAAUCGGGCAACUUUUAUAGUAGUGGACAAAAAAAAGACAAUCAUCCGUUUCAACGCCACUCCUGCCUUGUACAUCUUCAGUCCCUUCAACCCUCUGAGAAGAAUCUCAGUUAAGAUUUUGGUGCAUUCAUUGUUCAGUAUGUUUAUAAUGUUCACUAUACUGGCAAACUGCGCUUUCAUGGUCUACUCAAAUACUCCAGACUGGGCCAAGAACGUAGAGUAUGCCUUCACUGGGAUAUACACUUUUGAAGCACUCAUAAAGAUCAUCGCUAGGGGAUUCUGUGUGGGACAGUUUACGUUUCUCCGAGACCCGUGGAACUGGUUGGAUUUUAUGGUUAUAGUUAUGGCAUAUUUAACAGAGUUUGUGGAUCUGGGUAAUGUGUCUGCGCUGCGAGCGUUCAGAGUUCUUCGAGCCCUGAAAACUAUAUCGGUCAUCCCAGGGCUGAAAACAAUUGUUGGAGCUCUGAUCCAGUCAGUGAAGAAGCUGUCAGAUGUGAUGAUCUUAACCCUUUUCUGCCUAAGCGUCUUUGCUUUGGUCGGACUGCAGCUUUUCAUGGGAGUUCUUAAACACAAAUGUGUGCUCAGGCCAUCCGAUUACAACAUAAGUCGGUGUAUUCUUAAAGAGACAGAGGACUGUUACACAAUGGACGACUACAACAAUUACAUUAAUAAUCAGAGUAAUCAGUAUUUCCAAUCCGGAAAGAAAGAUGCUAUGAUCUGUGGGAAAAGCAGUGAUGCUGGGCAGUGUCCAGAUAAUUAUCUCUGUACAAAAGCAGGGCCCAAUCCAGAUUAUGGUUACACAAGCUUUGACUCCUUUGGCUGGGCUUUCCUUGCUUUAUUCAGACUGAUGACUCAAGACUACUGGGAGAAUCUUUACCAACAGACUCUUCGGGCCGCAGGAAAAAUCUACAUGAUUUUUUUUGUGCUGGUCAUUUUCUUGGGAUCCUUCUACCUGGUGAAUCUGAUCCUGGCUGUGGUUGCCAUGGCAUAUGAUGAACAAAAUCAGGCCACUAUUGAUGAGGCUUUGAAGAAAGAGGAGGAGUUUAGUGCCAUGCUCCAGCAGAGACGUGACGAGGAAGCUCAGGCCAUGGCUGAACUGUCCAAGUGUGAUGGGCUGAGCGGAGAAAAGACAGACUCUUCCUCGGAUGCCUCUAAACUCAGUUCCAAAAGUGCCAAAGAAAGACGCAACCGCAGGAAAAAGAGACAGCGUCAGGGGGAAGGCGAGAAAGAGGAGGAUUCCAACAGGGAGGGGACUGCUAGAAAGGCCAGCUUCCGUUUGAUUGCUGAUGGAAAAAUCCGGCUCUCACAUGAAAGGACUUACACGUCUCCACAUCAGUCCCCCCUGAGUAUUCAGGGCUCAAUCCGCACCCCACGCCGGGACAGCAAAGGUAGCGUCUUCAGCUUCCGCGGGCGUGUGCAUUCAGAAAACAACUAUGCUGACGACGAGCAAAGCAUGUGUGAGGAAACGGGCAGCCGGAGAGACUCUCUGUUUGUACCCUCUCGAUCCGAGCGGCUUUACAGCACUCUUAGCAAAAGCAGCCCGACUCCACGUAUACUGUUACCCUCUAACGGAAAAGCACGGUACGUGGUCGACAGCAAUGGCAUGGUGAUAGUGUCAUGUGGAGCGUCUUCACCCAACUCACCCUCUGGAUUACUGACGCCGGAGAUGUCCAGAAAAAAACCCACGUUUGACGACACAUGCUUUGACACAGAUGAAGAAUAUCGACGCAGAUGUGAUUCAAAGAGCUUUUCAAGGGCUUUUCCACAUGAGCAAACAGCGAGACAGCGAGGAUUGAGCGUAGCAAGUGGCAGCAACAACACUGCUGACCUGUCGGAGGUCUUGAAACAGAAGUGUGUGGAGUGCUGGUUCGAGUUUGCAGAGAGUUAUCUGAUCUGGGAUUGCAGUCCCACAUGGCUGAAGAUAAAGAAAGUUGUCAACAUGGUUAUGAUGGACCCCUUUGCGGAUCUGUUUAUCACCAUUUGCAUCGUGAUAAACACCGCAUUCAUGGCCAUGGAGUAUCACCCCAUGGAUGCCACCUUUAUUAAAGUGCUCACAACCGCCAAUGUGGUUUUCAUAGCCAUCUUUACAGCAGAAAUGAUAUUCAAGAUCGUUGCGUUGGACCCGUACACUUACUUUCAGGAAGGCUGGAAUAUCUUCGACAGCAUCAUAGUUACGUUGAGUCUCCUGGAACUUUGUUUGCCUGGAAUCGGCUUUCUUAGGCCAUUCAGAUUGCUAAGAGUCUUCAAACUAGCUAAGUCUUGGCCGACUCUGAACAUGCUGAUCAAGAUCAUUGGUAACUCUCUUGGCGCCUUGAGCAACCUAACGCUUGUGCUGGCCAUCAUCGUCUUCAUCUUCGCUGUGGUGGGCAUGCAACUGUUUGGGAAGAACUACCGUGACUGUGUGUGUAAGAUUUCUGAGGAUUGCACGCUUCCUCGCUGGCACAUGAGCGAUUUCUUCCACUCGUUCCUGAUCGUCUUCAGGGUUUUGUGUGGAGAGUGGAUCGAGACCAUGUGGGACUGCAUGGAAGUGUCAGGAACGCAAUUGUGCUUGAUUGUGUACAUGAUGGUCAUGGUGAUUGGAAAUCUGGUGGUUUUGAACCUGUUCCUCGCUCUGCUGCUCAGCUCAUUCAGUGCCGACAACCUCGCAGCCCCCGGAGAAGAUAUUGAAAAGAACAACCUGCAGAUAGCGGUUGGUCGAAUCAAGAAAGGUUUUGCUGUAGUCAAGGCCUGCCUUCAGAAUUUCUUCCGGAGUGGCUGUAUAAGAAAGCAGAAGCCAAAAAAGAAAACCAUAGAUGGGAGCAUAAUUUUGAGAAACUGCAAGAAAAUAAACUCCGACCACACCUCACUAGAGCUGGUUAAAGGCAUCGGAAGUACGGACAUGGAUAGUGACACAGAGGAUUUUAUCAGCAACCCAAGCUUGACCGUCAGUGUCCCGAUCGCUGUCGAGGAGUCAGACUUUGAGUGCCUCAACACUGAGGAUUUCAGUAGCCUUUCUUCAGACCUAGAUGAUAAAGAGAAGCUGUCUGACGUGGCUCCCAGCUCUUCGGAGGGCAGCACGGUGGACCUCAGACACUUUGGUAAAGAUGGAGAAGAUGCUUUGGACUCUGAACUUGAGGAAUCUACGGAUCCAGAAGCCUGUUUCACACCAGGGUGUGUCCAGAAGUUCCCGUGCUGCCAGGUGGAUGCAGAAAAGGGCAUGUGGAAGAAAUGGUGGCUGCUGAGACAGACGUGCUAUAACAUCGUGGAGCACAGCUGGUUUGAGAGCUUCAUCAUCCUCAUGAUUCUGCUCAGCAGUGGCGCUCUGGCAUUUGAGGACAUUUACCUUAAUUCGAGGAAGACCAUAAAGACCAUCUUGGAAUUUGCUGAUAAAGUGUUCACCUACAUCUUCAUUCUGGAGAUGCUGCUGAAAUGGGUCGCCUAUGGUUUUGCCAAAUACUUCACCAAUCUCUGGUGCUGGCUGGAUUUUAUUAUUGUUGAUGUCUCUCUGAUCAGCCUGGUGGCCAACGCCCUGGAUUAUUCAGAGCUGGGCGCCAUCAAAUCUCUCCGAACCCUGAGAGCCUUCCGACCGCUCCGAGCCCUCUCACGCUUUGAGGGAAUGAGGGUGGUUGUGAACGCUCUUCUGGGCGCCAUCCCCUCCAUCAUGAACGUCCUGCUGGUCUGCCUCAUCUUCUGGCUCAUUUUUAGCAUCGUGGGCGUCAACUACUUCGCCGGGAAGUUUUACGAAUGUGUAAACAAAACCUCGGGAAAGCGAAUGUCUUCCACAGAUAUCCGUAAUAUAACGGAGUGUCUCGGAAACCCCGAUGAACUCGAAUGGAGAAAUUUGAAGAUUAACUUUGACAAUGUAGGAAAUGGAUACCUGGCCCUGCUACAAGUGGCCACUUUUAAAGGGUGGAUGCCCAUUAUGUAUGCAGCGGUAGACUCUCGCAAUGUAGAUGAGCAACCAGAGUAUGAGGUGAAUCUGUAUAUGUACCUCUUUUUUGUCAUCUUCAUCAUCCUUGGAGCUUUUUUCACAUUAAAUCUCUUCAUUGGCGUCAUCAUUGACAACUUCAAUCAGCAGAAGAAAAAGUUUGGGGGUCAAGACAUUUUCAUGACAGAAGAGCAAAAGAAAUACUACAACGCUAUGAAGAAGCUAGGCUCAAAAAAACCUCAAAAACCCAUUCCAAGGCCAAAAAACAAGAUUCAAGGAUUCAUCUUUGACCUCGUAACCAAACAGGCAUUUGACAUUUUCAUUAUGGUCCUUAUCUCGCUCAAUAUGCUCAUUAUGAUGAUGGAGACGGAAGAGCAGUCAAGGAAUAAACAAACGAUGGGAGUGCUGUACUGGAUCAAUGUUGGUUUCAUUGUGCUCUUCACCAGCGAAUGUGUGCUAAAGAUGGCUGCGCUACGACAGUACUUUUUUACCGUCGGCUGGAAUGUAUUCGACUUUAUCGUGGUCAUCCUGUCUAUAGUUGGCAUGUUCCUGGCAGAAGUCAUUAAGAAGUAUUUUGUCUCACCCACCCUGUUUCGCGUCAUUCGCCUCGCCCGGAUCGGCCGUGUGCUACGUCUUAUCCGAAGUGCCAAGGGAAUACGGACCCUUCUGUUUGCGUUGAUGAUGUCACUUCCUGCCCUUUUCAACAUCGGUCUUCUCCUCUUCCUUGUCAUGUUCAUCUACGCCAUCUUCGGCAUGUCCAACUUCGCCUACGUCAAAAAAUCGGCCGGCAUUGACGACAUGUUCAACUUCGAGACGUUUGGCAACAGCAUGUUGUGUUUGUUUCAGAUCACCACCUCGGCAGGCUGGGACGGCCUUCUGGCACCAAUGUUAGUUACCAAUGAUUCCGAAUGCGACCCGAAUAAAACCUUCCCCGGCAGCCAGGUUAAAGGCGACUGCGGGAACCCGCCCAUCGGGAUUUUCUUCUUCGUCAGCUACAUCAUCAUAUGCUUCCUGAUCGUUGUGAACAUGUACAUCGCCGUCAUCCUGGAGAACUUCAGCGUGGCCACGGAGGAGAGCGCCGACCCCUUGAGCGAAGACGACUUCGAUAGGUUUUACGAGGUUUGGGAAAAGUUCGACCCGAAAGCCUCGCAGUUCAUGGAUUACGACAAGUUGUCAGACUUCGCCAAUUCUCUGGAUCCACCUCUGCGAAUCCCCAAGCCCAACCGCCUGCAGCUGAUCUCCAUGGAUCUGCCGAUGGUGAGCGGCGAACGCAUCCACUGUCUGGAUAUCUUGUUCGCUUUCACCAAACGGGUUCUCGGGGAAGGCGGCGAGAUGGACAUCCUUCGCGGACAAAUGGAAGAGAGGUUCAUGGCCUCCAACCCCUCGAAGUCCUCUUACGAGCCCAUCACCACAACCCUGCGCAGGAAGCAUGAAGAUAUGUCUGCUGCAAUCAUCCAGAGAGCCUAUAGGAGCCACAUCGUCCGACAUAGUAUAAAGAAGGUCCGUAAUGCACACAGAGAGACCAGGCAGCAAAACGGGAAGGUCCCGAAUAAAGAGUCUGUUGACGAUGAAAAGUGCGAUAAUAACAGCGCUUGGGAAAACUCUGAUGCAACGCCCGCCACGUCCUCUCCGCUGUCGUAUGAUAGCCUGACGCAGAAUGCCACAAACAAAUACAAGAAGGACAAACAUGAGAAGGAAGUGGAAGACAAAGGAAACGGCGUUUAGAGUAGCAUUACAACCUUGUUUACAACUUAUUUGUCAGGGUCAGGUGACCUUGUCUGUUUGAUGUGGAUGUCUAUGCCUGAGCAUACUUGAACUUUGUGCCUAUUCUGGAGCUGUGAUUGGCAUGAGUUAGGCAGUGAAGCUGCUACGUCUAACCUGUUUCACUCGCUGGCGAAAAUGGCGAUGGACCAAAUGUUGUCGUUUUCUCUAAGUGUUGUGAUCUGAUCCAUUUUCUUUGUGUGCUGUUCAGCAGAUUUGUGUGUCGGAGAUACAUUCAGUGUGUUGCAUUUAGAGUUGAAGUGUGUGAUUCUUGUGCCACUGGUUGCACCAGACCUUAAUGGCGAAAUAUACUAAAACAGAGUGUGUAAUUAAAGCAUACAUGAUAUAGAUUAUAUACAGUAUUUAUUAUCAUAAUUCAAAUUGAUCAAAAGAGACAAUGAAGAGAUUUAUAAUGUAUCAUGUUACAUUAAUAACACAAAAUGGCAUCAACUCAGCAUAUUAGAGUGAUUUCUGAAGGAUCAUGUGACACUGAAGACUGGAGCUAUGCUGAAAAUUCAGCUUUGCAUCAUGGGAAUACAUUUUAAAAUAUAUGAAAAUAGAAACCAGUUAUUCUAAACUGUAAUAAUGUUUUGCAAUAUCAAUGGUUUUACUAUUAAUGGUAUAAAUAAAUCACUGUGAUAUAUGAAAUAUCAGUUCAUUUUACAUUGCCAACAAAAUAAAAAUAAAUAUACUGUACAUAUUUAAUAUAUCACCUAGAAAACAGUUGUUCCGUUUGAUGCAACAACAACAACAAAAAAAACAGGAAAUUGGUUGUCAGUGGUUCAAAACUUGGCUAGAUAACUUUACUAGUCAAACCCUAAAGGUACAUGCUGUAACCACACCAUUUUGGGAGCACAAUAAUAUAGCACUAGUAAAAGAUAUGGGACUGUGUGUUCUUGUUGAGACGUCACGAGUUACUGUAACUGAACAGGAAUAUUGGUGCUUCUGUAAGUGCAGAAAUGACACACUUCCUCUUUAAAUGUCUUUUUUUUUUCAACAGUUUGUGUUUGUUUGGAGAAUUUUGCAUUUCUCUUGUUUGUUUUUAAGUGAGCGUGAUUUUUUGCGAGGUUGCUUGAGACAGAGUUGAUGUACUUCUUUUCUUCUAUUGACUGUUGCGGUCGGUUGUCGAUACACGUGUAAUUAUAGUUGCAUGAAGGCUCACCUGUAGUCACACAAGUUUCCCACUCAGUAUUUCAGAAUGGCUCAGUGCCUCUCAGGUCUCUCUUCAACACGCUAGAAAGCCAUUCGCACACGUGCCUUCCCUACGCAAGAGCAUGCAGCAAACACUUUCAUUAAAAACCUCAAGACAUCCUCACAUCCUGAACUGUGAAACCUGUCUGAUUUCAGUCUUUUCUGUAGCUGCGUCGCUGAUAUUGCACUUGAAACAGCUUCAUAGGAAUAAUUCACCCAACAGUUAAAAUUGUCUGAAAAUGAACACACCCUUAUGCUAUCCAAGGCGUACACUAGUUUCAUUGGAUUUGGAGAAAUGUAUCAUUGCAUCAGUUGCUCACCAAGGGAUGCUCUGCAGUGAAUGGGUGCCGUCAGAAUGAGAGUCCAAACAGCUGAUAAAAACCUCACAAUAAUCCACAAGUAAUCCACACUACUCCAAUCCACCAGCUGUUUGGAGUCUCUUUCACCAAAUUUGAUGUAGAAACAUUCUCAUCUACAUCUUGGAUGACUUGAGGGAGAGUAAAUGUUCAGCGAAUUCUAAUCUUUCGGGUGAACUGUUUUUAAUAAAUCAUUUAGAGAUCAUCUGUUCCCAUCUUCUUCACUUCUGCAUCGUAGCGGGAUUCAUCAACGGUUGUGAGUCCAUUUUUGUAUAUGAACUCUGACUGGGUCGGGUAGCUGUCUUAAGACAAAACUGCAUCUUUCAGCAUUCGAAUCUUUGCAUUUUUAAAGAUUUCUCUCGUAUGUGUAAAUAUUUUGUAGAAAUAUGCAAUCUGUUGUAUCAUUUCUGUAAUGCAUAAAUUAUGGAUUCUAAUCUAUUUAGGGAAUGUGAAAGGUUUAAAGUAAAAGGUUAUAUGCAUCACAAAAAUACUAAAUUAUGCUAAAGUUAUAUGGAAAAUAUAAUCUUUUUGAUUAUGUUGGAGCUAAAAUGUUAUUGUGAAAUAUGGGCAUUUUAUUUGUAUAAUGCAUUCGGUUUUUAUAAAUAACACUGAGGAAUUGUGUUUUGGCAUUUUGUUUGCUGCGUAUUUCACCAAAUGAAGAUUCUAGUUCUGUAUAUUCCUCUUAUCAAUGUUGACGUGUCUUCACAAUGACUGAAGACUGACGGGAUAGUGUGUAUUUGUUUACAUUUUUAAAGUUAUGAAUGUUAUCAUUACAUUUCGUUUCAUGUCAGAGACUCGUAUGCUCCACAUAAACACAGUCGUAAGUGUAACUGCUCCAUGUGAAUGUGAAAUAUAUUGAGAAAAUGAAUUCUAGAUAUAUUAUGAAUUUCUAUGAGAUGAAUAUCAAAAUAGCAUAAGACAUAAAUCACUAGCUUUUAUAUGCAUCAUGCUUGUAGUCUGUGAGUUAAACUGCAUGCGAGACAUUGCUAUGGAUCAGUUCUUUAAGCUAAAAGAAUAAACUCAUCA
Molecule: messenger RNA, 8781 nt
Organism: Carassius gibelio (silver crucian carp)
Lineage: Eukaryota; Metazoa; Chordata; Actinopteri; Cypriniformes; Cyprinidae
Product: sodium channel protein type 1 subunit alpha-like
Exons: 27
Coding region: 284-6172 (1962 amino acids)
Biological process (GO): neuronal action potential; membrane depolarization during action potential; sodium ion transmembrane transport
Cellular component (GO): axon; plasma membrane; voltage-gated sodium channel complex
Molecular function (GO): protein binding; voltage-gated sodium channel activity
Source: RefSeq, a predicted model, not a curated record